Marmota flaviventris (yellow-bellied marmot) is the source of this 1434-nucleotide messenger RNA. The record is from RefSeq and is a predicted model, not a curated record. NCBI's taxonomy places the organism in Eukaryota, Metazoa, Chordata, Mammalia, Rodentia, Sciuridae.
UCUCCGAUCGUUGUCUGUCUGUGCGCGGCGUCCGUACGAUUACGCGUAGUCGCUCUGUAUUCUGGGCAGCUUGAGAAGGAGGUGACGAACUCGGACUUCUCCCCUGCCACCCUGGGAGACGUCCCAGGGAUCCGGAGGGCCCAAUUUUUGGGGCCUCAAGUGUUUUUGAAGAAUAAGCCCAAAAACAUGACUCCAGCAGGGACAAAACCCAAGAAGGUCUUACCACCAGAGGAUUCACCUCUUAUAGACCUGAUGACUGAAGAACCCCCACCUUACAAUCCCCAACCUUUACCAGCUCCAGGUCCCAUCCAGUUUUCCUCAGAAGAAGAAGAACAACAAGAGGGCCCAACCGCCAAUGCCCCUCCGGGCCCAUCCCCCAUGGUGAAGAGACUUCGCGGGCGCCGAGAACCUACCACCCCAGGGGAUGCUUCAAGGGCUUUCCCCUUGCAGCAGACGGGAGGUCCUAACGGCCAAUAUCAGUACUGGCCUUUCUCUGCCUCCGAUCUUUAUAACUGGAAAACCCACAAUCCCUCCUUUACCAAUGAUCCUGUAGCCCUAACUUCCCUGAUUGAAUCUAUUUUAGUGACUCAUCAACCAACAUGGGACGACUGUCAGCAGCUUUUGCAGACUCUUCUCACUUCAGAGGAGAAACAAAAAGUUCUCUUAGAGGCCCGUAAAAAUGUGCCGGGAGAUGAUGGGCGCCCUACCCAACUCCCAAAUUUGAUCAAUGAAGCUUUUCCCUUAACUCGACCAGAUUGGGAUUAUAAUACUGAUGCAGGUAGGAACCACCUACGUCUCUAUCGCCAGUUACUCAUAGCGGGUCUCCAUGGAGCAGGGCGACGGCCCACCAAUUUGGCCCAGGUAAGACAAACCACCCAGGGUUCAGAGGAAACUCCGACCGCAUUCCUAGAGAGACUAAAAGAAGCCUAUCGGAGAUACACUCCUUUCGACCCCGAUAGUGAGGAUCAGAAGGGAAACGUAUCUAUGGCUUUCAUUUGGCAAUCCGCUCCAGAUAUUAGGACCAAGUUGCAAAGGUUAGACAACCUACAAGACUUUACUCUAGCAGACUUAUUGAAGGAAGCAGAAAAGAUUUUUAAUAAGAGAGAAACCCCAGAGGAAAAGGAAGAAAGGAUCAGAAAAAUGCAGGAAGAAAGAGAUCUUAAGUUUAGAGAAGAAUUAGAAAGGAGAGAAAGAGAAAAAGAUCGAAAACAUAAUAAAGAAUUAAGUAAGAUAUUGGCCACUGUAACUCAGGCAGGACAACGAGGAGAUAAAACAGGUAGGGAAAGGGAACGAAGCAAACCCCGUGUAGACCGGGACCAAUGUGCCUACUGCAAGGAGAAAGGACAUUGGGUUAAGGACUGUUCAAAGAAACCCCCCAAUACCCGAAGAGGUACUAACCGGACCCCUCAAUUAUUAGCCCUGGAUGAAGAUUAG